Messenger RNA from Varroa destructor (honeybee mite), 2432 nucleotides. Its product is annotated as glutamate-gated chloride channel subunit beta-like. Gene Ontology annotation, biological process: monoatomic ion transmembrane transport. NCBI's taxonomy places the organism in Eukaryota, Metazoa, Arthropoda, Arachnida, Mesostigmata, Varroidae. Gene Ontology annotation, molecular function: extracellular ligand-gated monoatomic ion channel activity; transmembrane signaling receptor activity. The record is from RefSeq and is a predicted model, not a curated record. Gene Ontology annotation, cellular component: membrane.
GUGUAGAAGCCUGUUCUCUGGUGUGAACUCAAUACCUUUGCACUGACUGGACUACUAUAAUAAACUGCUGGCUAACAGAGAAGGUGUUAUUCCUAUAAACGCGAACCGAUGAUAAUGAAGGUGCUGCCAAGGUCUUGCUGGUUGUUUAUAUUAUGGAUUCUCGCAUUCAGCAGUACCGGAGAAAGCUCACAAGGUGUCGUGCGCGUGUACCCAUUAAUUGUGAAAGUGCAUUUCGAGAUCGACGAAAUUCUGUUUCUGGACGACGAUUCCCAACGAAUGGGCCUCAGGAUAACGCUCGCAACGCAAUGGAAAGAUCCCUAUCGAACACAUGUUCACACCUCCGACAAAAAUGUACCUUCGAAAAACGAAUUCGACCCGGAGCUGUUCAUGGAUGCACAAGACGAAUCAGUCUUACUGCAUCGGUCUACGCAGGUGACCAGCGAAGGCAAAAGACGACAGUCGCAGCGGCUGAUAUCGACUUUUACGUGCAGGAUGCGUUUUAACUGGUUACCUGUUGAUGUACAAAUCUGUUCAAUCACACUGCGUAGCGCCAUCUACGAUAAACAUGUCAUAUUUCUUAGCUGGGAAGAUGAUCCCAUCGUGCUGCCGGCUAAUGGGAACAAUGCAAACUUCACGCCGAUCGCAGUAGAAAGCUCACUGGAUGGUGAUUGCUUAAAAAGUGCUGAUGCCACCGACUUUUCCUGUUUGCGCGUCAAAAUUGUCUUUCAACGAAACUAUCACAGAUACCUCAUCGCCUACAUUAUUCCUACAGGUCUUCUUGCUCUUGUCGCCUGGCUCACGCUGUUUAUCCGAUGCUCAUCCAUUCGGGCUCUUAUAAUUGUUGUCUGCAUGUUCACUAUCACCACCUUAAUGUACGCAACCUAUAUGAAUCUUGCAUGUCCAUGGUGCCUGAAACUACUUGACGCGUGGACUCUGACCUGCGGAGGUAUUGUAUUCUUUUGUCUUCUUGAGUUUCUAGUUGUACAGCUUACGUUCAAGCGUCAAGUAUCAGGGCGGAAGAAAUAUACAAUCAACGACAUUAAACCCAAUUGCGUCGACGCAGUGUUUAGAGUGGCUAUCGGAGUCCUGCUAAGCUUUAUGACCAUGUUUUUCUUGGUCUUCAUCUACGUAACCGCUCACGAAAGGAACGGUCGCCUUUAAGUUGAUCACAGACUUCUCAGAACAUUCUGGAUUAUUACAUGUUACGACCUAACAGGCGGGAUUUAAAUAAGCCUUUUUGUAAUUAUAUGCUACGAUAAGCGAUGCUACAUAAUUAAUGUCUUAGAUUCGUACGAUCUCGAUGUUUGUAAGAAGGCUAUGUGACUCAAGCUUUGGUUUUUUUGCGUGGCAUAAACAAUUUUCGAUCACAACUAUGGAAAGACCCAUGCAGAAUUUCACCAUGGAUUUUAUGUAGCGCAGGGCAGACAAAAUUCAAUGUAAGAGCGCGCCAGUUGUGCUUAUUUCUUGCUGGUUACUUUUUAGUUAGAAAACUUAUAACUUCUUGCAGUCUCCUGCAACACAAGUUGGAUUGGAAAAAGUUUGGCAUUUGUUCGUCUACCGGCAACUCCUUCCUAUGUUCUCAGAACACAGUGUACUGUGAGCUAAUUCGACGCUCAUUAGGAGUAUAGCAGGACGACUCUGUGUCGUCUGUCCUUUUUGACAUGGUCGAAAACGGCUUUUUGCGUUCACUGGCAAGCGGAGGGUAAAGAUGUUGAUGUAUGCAAGUAAUUUCUCUACAGCUCGGCAAUGUUAGCGAGCUCUUGGUUCGCUUUGCACGCAAUGUCAAGAUUGUAGAACGUCAACAAAUGCCAGGAAAACCCCAAGUGAGCAAGUUUAGAGCAACUGUACAACACCAACAGAUUAAACAGUAAUACAAUUAUGUAAAGGACACCAGGUACACUUUGUACCCACAAUGGAGACUAGGAAUAAAUCGAAGGUGUUAAGCUUCUUAAGACGAAGGUAAGUUUAGGAACAUCGGAAGCUCCAGAGAAUAUAUCCACAACGAAACAAUAUUAUGUUAGUAAUUCAAGAAUAUUGUUGAAGUGUGAUCUCAACGCUGCCAUAGGGAGAGAAAUCUUGCCUUUGUUUGGAAAAAAUUAUCACAUAUUUUUUAUUAUUACAAAAAAAUUAGUCAAAAAAAGAGAGCCAACGUAAUGGCAGUGCAGCUCGUAGAAAAACAUGACAGAGAUUGUGUCACGGUGUAACCUAUCUGCAAGAAAAAUCUUGCUAUAAGUAUGAAAAGGGAUCGAUGUGUAGACUAUACUUAGAACAAAUUACUGAUGGGUUUCAGUAUAAUAACAUGUAGUGCAUUUUAAGGGGGGAGCAUUAGUGCCGUAUUUAAGGUUGUCAGCUCUGUUUAAUCUGAAAUUUCCAUUAUAUUGUGAUAGUAGAAAAAUUUUCGUAAGCAAAGGCAUCUGAUGCAAAAGAUGUGA